AUGCAGAGGACUAGGUGGCUGGUCCUUGUGCUGGUGACAGCUGCCGGUGGUGUGUCGCCGCUUGCCUUGUCGGAAGUGAGUGGGCGCAUAAUCAACGGGGAGCCUGCAGCCCUUGAAGAGUUCCCUGCGCAGCUGUCCCUGCAGAAGAAUGGUCGCCACUCGUGCGGAGCGUCCAUCCUCAGCGACUACUGGGCGCUGACUGCGGCUCACUGCGUUUACGCACUUGUUAGUGGCACCGUUCUGGAGUUGCUAUCAGGCACCAACACUCUGGACGAGGGAGGCACCCGCCACUCCGUAACGUCCAUCGUCAUCCACCCGCAGUACGACGAGUCCGACUCCUGGGUCAACGAUGUCGCAGUGCUUAGGGUGUGGAUGCCGUUCCCGCUGAACGGUGAGACAGUGGCGCCGAUCCAGCUGCCUGCGCAGGGAGAGGACACACCUGCCGGAUCACCAGUCACCGUGGUCGGUUGGGGGCGCCUCUCGUUCGACGGGAACAUCUCGAACAGCCUGCAGAAGGUGGACAUCGAGGUGUGGGACCGGGACCUGUGCUCGUCGCUCUUCGAGGACGGCUUUCAGUCUCCGGUCUACCCCACGCAGAUCUGCGCUGCUGGCGUCGACGAACGGGGGUCGUCUUGUGACGGCGACUCUGGAGGCCCCCUGCUGCAUGAGGGCGUCGUCGUGGGUCUGGUGUCGUGGUCCUACCGCUGCGCCACACCUCCCUACCCCACAGUCUACACCAGGGUCUCCAGCUACGUCGAUUGGAUCGGUGGCGCACUACUGCGGAAGCCUUCGGUACUAAAGGGACGUAUAGUCAACGGCGUCGAAGCGGAACCAGGGGAGUUCCCUUAUCAACUGUCGCUGCAGAAGAACGCAGAACACUGGUGUGGCGCCGUCAUCUUGAACGAAGACUGGGCACUCACUGCAGCUCAGUGUGUCGAAGACGACGACACGUACGAGGUGUUAGCUGGUACCAACACCCUCAGUGAAGGCGGCACCCGACACACGGUGACAUUCAUAAGCUCUCAUGAGGGUUAUGACGCCAGUGAUUCCUGGAUCAACGACAUCGCCGUGCUCAAGAUGGAACUAUGUAAUUAUGUGAAGACUCAGUAUGAUGAUAAUCCUGACAGCAAACUUGUCAUUCCUGAUCAAAUGUGA
This is a messenger RNA of Schistocerca serialis cubense, 1155 nucleotides long. RefSeq names its product mite allergen Eur m 3-like. Gene Ontology annotation, biological process: proteolysis. The transcript has 11 exons. Lineage: Eukaryota; Metazoa; Arthropoda; Insecta; Orthoptera; Acrididae. The record is from RefSeq and is a predicted model, not a curated record. The coding region runs from base 1 to 1155 and encodes 384 amino acids. Gene Ontology annotation, molecular function: serine-type endopeptidase activity.